This is a messenger RNA of Microstroma glucosiphilum, 4208 nucleotides long. RefSeq lists its product as hypothetical. Gene Ontology annotation, cellular component: cytoplasm. The record is from RefSeq and is a predicted model, not a curated record. Lineage: Eukaryota; Fungi; Basidiomycota; Exobasidiomycetes; Microstromatales; Microstromataceae. The coding region runs from base 63 to 3842 and encodes 1259 amino acids. The transcript has a single exon. Gene Ontology annotation, molecular function: glycerophospholipase activity; metal ion binding.
GUCGGUACCGAUCCACCUUUGGUCUGAGCCGGCGCAACACACACACUUCGCCCUCGUCGACGAUGGUGGAGAAGAGCAGCCAGAUCAACGACGACGAUGCCGCAGCGGUAAAGUAUGCUACGACUUCCACCUCAUCCGCGUCCAAGACUGCCCCUCGCAUUCCACCUCGGCCAAGCUCAUCGGCAGGUGCGAGAGGAGCAGAGGACGAGGGGGAAGGUCAAGCUGCACCUCAGGCACGAGAUGACAUCGCAGCCUCUUCAUCUACACCUGCUGGCGAUGAUGACGACGGUACUCCAACUGCCACUGUCACUGCCUCGACCUCGACCUCGACCUCGACUUCGGCUCCUGCUCGCUCUGCCUUCCUGCGCUCCGCCUCGAUCCCUACGCUGGACGUACGCCCACCCAAGCUUACCCCACGGUGGCUCUUUGCAGAAGGAAAGUACUGGACUGCAUUCGGCAUUGCUGAUUCCGCACGACUCGAGGAGGCUCUGGUCAAAUGGAAGGGAGAGAUGGCCAAGGAGGACAGAGUGGAAGAGCCAAAGGAGGAAGCACACAAAGAUAACAAGUCGAAGCCGACCCCACUGCCACUGCCAGAAGCAGAUCCCACCCAGCCUCUACCCUCUUGGCGUGUGCCCGUAGGCGCAGAUCGACUGUACGAAGUAGACCUUCGUCCUUCGCCACAUCUGAUGCAUCCCGUCUUCUGGAAGGCGCCUUCCUCGCACGUACGGCGCGGAUCUUGGUUCUUCGAGAGCAGCCGCAUCGUACCUUGCGAUCUAGAGUUGACUGCAGAGCUCACACGGCUCUACGAACAAAUCAGACCAUGGACCAAAGCGUACGCGGAAGAAUUGCGGAUAUCUGCCGGCAUCGGAGCAGAGGGCGAGGAGAAACUCAAGUGCCCCCUGGCCAGCCUCAAGGGUUCGUACGUCAUCUUCUCUGGCAGCCACAUCGCCAGAAUAUAUCAGGAGGGAGUCAGUACAAGACUGGCAAAGACGCUGCUCACUGCUUGGGCAGGAGAGCAUGGAGGUGGUACCGUCGUCAUCCGAGGCUGGGAUCAGGCUCAGAAGCUCAUGCGAGCUAGAAGGGGAGAUUUGACAAAGAAGAAGGCCAACAAGAACAGUGCCAGUCACGGCAGGUCAGUAUCCAUGUCGAAGAAGGCGGACUCUUCCUCGGCAGACGGCAGUGAGACACCCAAGCAACACGCCAAGGGAGACGAAUCCCCGAUGCCUGCUGGCAGUGCUCAGCCGCCAAACAAAGAAGGCGAAAGUGCAGAAGGGUCUCCGGCCCGCAAGCCGACGUCGACCGCGUCCACCUCCGCUCAACAAGCAGAUCUCUGGUCUUCGCUGACUUCUCGACUCGGAUCUUGGGGCUACUCGGGCUCUUCCUCGUCUCAGCUCACCGAGAAACAAAGGGCGGAUGUUGCCGAGUCAUUCAAAGAGGCUCAGGCAAGGAUACAAGAGACCAGACACGAGGCAGAUACAGAGUCACGUAACAAGAGCAAAGUAGACCCUUCCCCUCUGAGAGCAAACAUCACUGCCGAUACUGCCCGUGAAGAUGCGACUGCAGACGAAGAGUCGGGUGACGAAGAUGAAGAGUGGGAGAGGGAAAAGCAGCACGAGGAGGAAGACAUCGAGCUCAUCCUCUGCUGGCACGGCAUCGGUCAGAAGUUGGCAGAUGAGUGGAAGAAGCUGGAAUUCUCCAUUUCCGUCAUCGGCUUCCAGUCGCUUGUUCGCUCUCGCGCCAAGACUGCAGCGCCCAUCCAUAUCGGAGGACCAGGUUUCGCGGGUCUCGCCAAGGGAAAGAGACUUGUCUUCUUGCCCAUCAAUUGGCGGGCAACGCUCAACGACUUCCAGCCCACAAAGGAGAAAGAGGACGACGACAUCGAUGAUGACGAGCAUCUCAACAAUCAGGUCGGACUAGAUGACAUCUUCGGCACCAACGACUCUAUCCCUCUGGCAAGACAAGUGACCAAAAACCUGCUCUUAGACAUCCCUCUCUUCCUCAGCCAUCAUCGUCAUGAGGUUUUGCGACGUUGUGUCGCUGAAACCAAUCGAGCCUACGCCCUCUACUGCCAACGUAAUCCUUCCUUUGUCUCACGGGCUAAAGAGAAGGGCUCUCAGCCGAAAGUGUCCAUGAUCUGCCACUCCUUGGGGGCGGCACUUGCCAUCGAUAUACUCUCUGCUCAACCUACCCGGGUGGAACCAUAUCUCUCUGCAAAGGAGAUGCUUGCCUCACCUCACUUGGCGUACAAUACUCGCUCACUCUACCUCGUAGGCUCUCCUGCCGCCCUCUUCUACUACCUGCAGUCUCGACAGCUCAUUGCGCGCAAAGGUCGAGAGCUGACCAAGGGUGCUCGCAAGGACGAGGCUCUGGAUCGACCCGAUGGAGGGCAGUGGGGCUGCUUAAGCGCAGACAGGGUGUGGAAUAUCUUUAACUCCACUGAUCCAAUCGGGACCUGCCUGAACGGAUGCGUCGAUGCCAAGUACGCAAGUAAGAUGCCGGCUCUGGCGACGGACAAGGUGGUCAAUGGUCUCCUCUCGACGUUGCCCGGCUCCUCUCCAGAUGUGUAUAGGAAGACACCGGCCACUGCUGCUACCACAAACGAAGGCCUCACGCCUUCGAGCUCGUCAAGUGGCUUGAAUGGUAAAGAAAGUGGCGUCAAGUCGAAGGGAGCUGGCACGCCCUCAGCAAAUGCCAAUGGUCCUGCGGCAUCAGCCCGUAGCUUCCUGGACACCUGGUCGAAGCGUCUCCCUGGUCCUGCUACGUCCUCUCCCUCGCGCCAGGCGAGCGAUCACGAAGGUGGUGACACUGACGACAUCACAUCAGACGAUGAUGACGCAGCGACAGGCUCAGCGCGACGCACUCUGAAAAAGAAGAGCGCGCGUAGCUCAAGGGCGUCGACUGGGCGAAGGAAGAGUGGCGAGACGGACCCCUGGGCAGUGAAGUGGAGCAAGAAGCAGGAGGCGAAUAAGGCGGCGGCCAGGACUUUGCAGGAGCAAGAGCGGGGGCGAGAAGAGAAGGGAAGUGGAGAAGGAUUGAGCAAGAAGGAUGAUGGCGCUGCUCAGGGCAAGGGUGAGGAAGGCGAUGACGUUCUCCCCAAGAAUACCGACGAGGAAGACCAUGACUACCCGCCUACUCUUUCAGCUGACUCUGCGGACGCCAGAAAGCGUACUACCGACGGCAGUGCUGAUGACGAAGCAGCGCGUGAAGGAGCUGAGAUGACAGAGGCCGAUGCAGCUGCCUCUGCUCGAGCCUCAACGGACGGUACAUCUGACAGUCUAGCCCAACAAGCGACGGCCGCCCUUGCUGCUGCCAUCACUGGUGCGACUUCAUCCUCUUCAGCGCCAACGGGCACCGAGAGUCAAGAAGCUGCGGAAGAAGCAGGCAAGACGGUGAGCCAAUCCGCUGCUGCUGCCGAAAAGGGUGAAGACGCAACGGCUCUAGAGGGUCAAAGCGAAAGUGCUGCUUCGUCGGCAGAGGACAAGCCCGCGAGCAAAAGCAGCGACUCCCGCUCGCAUACAAGGGCCACCUCUCGCUUCCUCGCCCUCAAUCCCCUCGGUCGCAUAGACUAUGUUCUCCCGCGCGUCGCCGGCUCCUUCGACUUCGUCCUCUCUCCCGCAGGUCAGCUCCUCGAGUAUCUCGGCAUGCUGCAGGCUCACGCCGCUUAUUGGUCCAAUGAAAGUUUUGCGGACUUGGUAUUGGCGAGCUCGGCGGCUGUGCUGGAGACGGAGGGAGGAAGUGAGGGUAGGGCUGCGGGUGAAGAAAGAAAGGAAGAUGAGGGAGAGGAAAGGUGGAGGCGGGUCAGAAGACGGAUGUUCGGUGAGCAGGAUGUACCUACUUUAUAGAUGGACGGGGACCUGGCAUGCGUCGCUUCGUCUCCUUUACAGAUGACCGCAAUUCCACGGCUUUCCUCUGUGAUCUCUGCUAGAGUCAUCGUUUCUUGCGUUCAGCAAACAUCACAGCAGAGCACAGUUAUGAGCGAGCAAAGAACGUGCUAAUUACAAGGAUAGGGUGACGAUGGAGCAGACAGAGCACUUUAGCAACAGGGCUUGUCAGGGUGUGUCGCCCACCAGGGGCGCGGACACGGGAUAUCAAUGAUGGUGUGCUUUGGUUUGACAAGGGUGCGAUGAUCUGAUGGGACUGGAGACUAGAUCGCCCGGUGACUAGGACAUGACCAUCGAGCUGUCUGCUUCGUGUGAGCCAGCGAAGAG